UAGGGACCGCGCCUAUCUCAACACGAUUGGAAUUAGACCGUUUACGUUAUUUUCUCAAAAGUAUCAUUUUCCUUGUAUACGAACCCAAUAUUUAUUCUCCAAUAUGGCUGUCAGUUAUUUAAGUUAAUAUUGUGGGAUUUCAUUUACUGGUCAUCUUUAGACUUCUAUGUAUGAUUAAUCUUCAUUUACAAAUGUGGAUAUUGACUUUCAACAUUACCUUGUACUUUUUAUCCAUCGAAUUCGUUCGUUCUUUUUGAACUACAUUGUCCAAUGUUUAAUCCUUACUUACAAAUAUCGUUUCAACUAUUUCUCUAUUCCUCUUGUUAAUUUUAUCUCAUCGUGUUGAUAUGAUGUGACGUGGGCUAACGCAGAUCUAUAUCAAGCUGUAAGUUGAUUGUAUCUGAAUGACUAGAUAUUUACUGAUUUCAUAUUUGUAUUGUUUAUCUAGUCAGGUAGAAGCUCAACAAGUAGAUAAUGAAUUAUUCACAGAAUAUGCUUUCUCUGUUGAUCAGCUGAUGGAAUUAGCUGGUCUAAGUUGUGCUGUUGCUAUCAAUAAGGCUUAUCCCCUUAACAAGCUAACUAAAUCCAAUGGUUCUGUACUUGUUUUCUGUGGACCAGGUAACAAUGGUGGAGAUGGUUUAGUUUGUGCUCGACAUUUGAAAAUGUUUGGUUACAAACCUUCUAUACAUUAUCCUCGUAAUCCAACCAAACAAUUGUAUAAAAAUUUGGUUAUUCAGUGUGAAAAAAUGGACAUUCCUUUUCUAUCAGAUUUGACAAAUGAAACAGUUAACUUAUCUCAAUCUUAUGAUCUAUUCAUCGAUGCACUUUUUGGAUUUGGUUUCAAACCUCCUGUAAGUCUAGAAUUCAAAAGUAUAUUACAAAUUAUGUCAACAAGUCAAAUUCCUGUCAUAUCGAUAGAUGUUCCAUCAGGAUGGAAUGUGGAAACUGGACCAUUAGAUAGUGAAACUAAUUUAAAACCGGAUUGUUUAAUAUCAUUAACUGCACCGAAAUUAUGUGCUCACUACUUUCAAGGACAAUAUCAUUUUCUUGGUGGGAGAUUUGUGCCAGACGCACUAAUGAAGAAAUACAAAUUGAAACUACCUACAUAUCCUAGUCAUGAGUUAUGUGUACUACUUAAUUCCUCCGAUGAUAAGUAGUUAGUUAUAUUUGCCAAACUUUUGUAAAUGAAAUUUUGUUAAAAUAUCUUUAUUUGGAAAGAUUCCACUGAAUGUUAAUACUUUAUUUAAGAAUAGCACAACUAACUGAAGUAGCUUUGGUUAACAGACCAUUUUCAUGUGUAUCCACUAUGUCAUCAAAUCUAAUAGGUCUUAUUUUUAUUUCACUUAUAUUUGCUUUGUAUGUGAAUAUAAUACACGUAUCUGUCACGUUUUUAUGAUUUCUAUUUGAAUUAUUAUAUCAAGUCUUUCAAGUAGAUACAAAUCCAGUAUUUCAAUGGAGAUAAGGAAGAAAUCAGAACUUAUUUAUUGUAAGAAUUCAAUGUAUUUGUAGACAAAAUUAUUCGUUGAUUAGUCUUACUUCUUACUAACUGUAACAGAAUAUCUGAAGAUUGAUCUAUAAAUUUGUUGGUUCAUUAUUCAAUUACAGAACCAUUAAAAUUAGAUUUAU
Schistosoma margrebowiei is the source of this 1626-nucleotide messenger RNA. The record is from the annotation of a GenBank genome assembly. Lineage: Eukaryota; Metazoa; Platyhelminthes; Trematoda; Strigeidida; Schistosomatidae.